This is a messenger RNA of Blumeria graminis f. sp. triticale, 807 nucleotides long. The record is from the annotation of a GenBank genome assembly. Lineage: Eukaryota; Fungi; Ascomycota; Leotiomycetes; Helotiales; Erysiphaceae.
AUGGCGCCCCCCCGAAGCACUCGGAAGAAGCCACAUCCCGCCACACCCAUACAGCCUUCAUUCCAGCCCGAGUGGCCCAUCUUUAAGCCGCUCCCUCCUCCCGAGAAUCUCUGUCUCGAGGUUCUCCUUCCAUCCCAGAUCAUGCUCAUCCGAAAAUUCUGGACGGGAGCGCUUUGUAAGAAAUAUGUCGACUUUCUAAAGACCCUACCUUUAGUGACGACGCCAGGCCUUCCGAAGAAAGGAGAGGCGCUACGCGUCAACGAUCGUUUUCAGAUUAUCGAUGAUGCUUUUGCACUUCGAAUAUGGGAAGAAACGGGGCUUAAAGACCUAAUUCUUAGUGCUUCAAAUGGCGCGACCGAAUUAGGGGACAGAGAGGAAAUAGAGCAGCGUGAGUUAUGGGGUGGGAAUGUUAUAGGUCUCAAUCCAUCAAUUCGAAUCUAUCGAUACAGAAAGGGUCAAUUUUUCGACCAACAUUAUGACGAAUCAAAUAAUGUCUCCAUCAAGAAUAAAAAUGGCCCCUCCCGGGCUAAGACGACAUGGACACUUCUUCUUUAUCUCACCUCACCAGAGACAGGCUGCCAAGGAGGCGAGACCGUAUUCUACCCCGACCCCAAAGAAUUUCCAACUAAGACGAAGAAGAGCUUGAAGCAAGAAGAGGUGGUUGUAGGGCUUGAAACGGGAAUGCUUCUUCUGCACAAGCAUGGUGAAGACUGCAUAUUGGCUGAUUAUCUUGGGCAGCACGAGGGCAGGGAAGUUCUAGGAGGCGAAAAAUGGGUCAUACGAACUGACCUCUGCGUCAAAAUAUAA